AUGGUGGUUGAUCCUAAUGAUUUAAAGCCAGUAGCGGGUGAAAAUAGUGAUAGCCCACCUAAACCUACAGUUCAAUUUUUGAACACAACGAGUGGCCUGCCAGGUGGGGACAUGCAUUUAAGUCGCUCAACUACAUCUUCUUCCCCGACAUAUGGCCCUCCACAUCAAGUUCCGCUAGCUUUACCGAGUUCUAGUAAUUCAGCUUCAAUGAGCAGUUCUAUGCACAUCAUUACUCCCCCACAUGAUGAGAAUAACCAUCAUUAUGUUGGCUUAGUGAAUCAGGCUAUGACAUGUUAUUUAAAUAGUUUGAUCCAAUCCUUAUAUAUGACUCCCGAGUUCCGAAAUGCUAUUUAUAAUUGGGAAUAUAAGUCUGGCAAAGGCUCAUCCGAAAACUCGAUACCUUGUCAAAUUCAAAAGUUAUUCCUCUUGCUUCAAACAUCAGAUUGUAAUGCGCUGGAGACGAAAGACUUAACUGCCAGUUUUGGAUGGAAUAGUAACGAAGCUUACGAUCAACAUGAUGUUCAAGAAUUAUGCAGGCUUAUGUUUGAUGCAUUAGAAGUCAAAUGGAAAAAUUCACCUCACGACAAACUAAUACAGAAUUUAUAUCAGGGUAGCAUGCAGGACUUCGUCAAGUGUUUGAAGUGUGGCAAAGAAAAUGUUCGAAAGGAUUUCUUUUUGGAUCUACCCUUAGCUCUGAAACCUUUCGGAGCCGUCGAGUCUUAUAAAAGCAUCGAAGAAGCCUUGUCUGCUUUCGUAGACCCAGAGUUAUUAAGUGGAUGUAAUCAGUAUCAUUGUGAAAACUGUAACUCCAAGCAAGAUGCUCACAAGGGUUUGCGAGUUACUAACUUUCCUUACUUGUUAACCAUCCAACUCAAACGAUUCGAUUUUGAUUAUAACACUAUGCAUAGGAUUAAACUGAACGACAAGAUGACUUUUCCCGAUAUAUUAGAUCUGAAUGCUUAUGUUUAUGAUCCUGAGAACCCGAACAUUCAAACUCAACCUUUAGUUGAUCCCGAAAUGGUCACUGUUGGUGAACACAUUGAUCCUGAAUAUGUUAAUGACUUAUUAGACACGAAAGGACGCUUUGUUUAUGAGCUGUUCUCCGUUAUGGUUCACCAAGGAAGUGCUGCUGGUGGUCAUUACUACGCGUACAUCAAAAAUAUGGAUCAAGGAAAAUGGUACUUGUUCAACGAUAGCCGUGUUGAAGCUACGAGCCCAUCUGAAAUUCAAAGGAGUUUUGGUGGAGCUUAUGGAGGAUGGUCGGGUAGUAAUACCAAUGCUUACAUGCUGAUGUAUCGUCAGAUUGAUCGACUCAAGAAUUCAGCAUUUAUUCGUACCGAUGAGUUGCCAAAGCAUAUUUCAACGCUCAGGGAAACAUGGAGACAGCAAGAAGAGGCUAAAGAGAAAGAGAAACAAUAUCGUUUGAGCUUAGUCAAGGUUUCCAUUCGCUUGAACAUUCUGUCGGAUGUUGAAAUUCCCAUAAUGGAAAUGGAUCUACACACUCCACGAACAAAAAGCAUCAGCACUAUUUUCUCUGAUGCUUUUCAAUUUUUUUACACCCAAUGCACUAGUGUGAAUGUAUCUAUAACUAAAGGAAAUGCUCGAUUGAUCACCUUCGAUAAAAAGAAUAUGACCACUGUAUAUGUCUCGAAGAACGAUAUGGAUAAGACUAUUGAAUCCGUCAUCUAUCCCAGUUACCACCAUUCAACAUACGAUUUGUAUUACCUCUUAGAUGUCAAGCUUCCUGGACGAAACUACUUCGAUGUCAAGCCUGGACGAACAAUAUCCAUACAGCGAGUUGAUAUUGUAAACCGAGUUGUUAGACCACCUUACUUACUAUGUAUGCCAAGCACUGCCACACAUGUAAUUCAACUGAAGGAAUUGAUCGGAAAGUUAUAUGGAGAUUCACAAAGAGAAUAUGUCACCUACCGUCUCGUCAUGGAGAAAGGCGAUAACACGAUGAACAAAAUGUCUUUCAUGGAUGUGCCUAACAGUACAAUUGAGAAUGAGUUCCGAGAUUGUUAUACGGCUACUCCCAAUGUAUAUUUUGAUGGUGGUAAUGCUGAAGAUCCUGAGCUUAUAGCAGACAGACAAAAGCAGAACUUACAAUCGAGCUUGAUGCUACAAAUUUUGGCCAGGAAAAAGUUUGCUUUUCUACUGAAAAUUCAGUUACCCUCGGAAGAGGAAGUAAGUCGUGUGGCUUCGGCAUGUAGUGCUUUCAUAGGACCAUGCUGGUCAGAAUCCAUGUCGAAUUUGGAAUGUACUGAUAUGAAUACCGCAAUGGAGGUUUUGAGCGAAAUGCCUCGUUCUAUAGAUUCUCAACGUCCCACAUCCCCAUCAAGCGAAAUAUCUGAUGGUGGCAGUAUGAUAAUUAGUACCGGUAGCGUAUGCCAGAAUACUCCUCAAACCUCUCCCAAUGUGUCAGAUGGUGGAGAUGCUGACGAAGGUAUUGGUAGUGACGAUGUGAUGACAACCUGUGAAGCCAACAUAAUCAUAAGAGAUCAUGAUGUGUUUUCUGAUGUUAGUAUGUCCUUAGAAACUGAUUCUGGCUCAGGCUCCACAAUGGUUCCUUCUUCCUCUAAUUUCGAUAGGGAAAUCAUAAUUACGGAGGAGCUGCCUCAUAAUAUUUACACAAUAGACGUUGACUCAAGGUUGACUGUGGGCGAGCUGAAGUCUUGGAUCACUAGCAAGAUAAAAACCGACUCUGCCCAGUUCGUGAUAACUAAACAUACUCAGGAGUUCGAUAUUCUCGAUAAAGGUUUCGAAAGUGGAGCGCCUGAUGAGGAAUCCUUAAGUUCUGCCUACACUGGCGCUAGUUGGAUUUCCAUCAAACUACGACCGCCUCUCAAGGAAGACGAAAAGCUAAUAAAAAUAAUUCUUCUCAACACUGAGGAGCCAAUCAAAGAAAACUGGAAAAACUUAUUCGAUAUUCCUGCCUCGAAGCAAGUCUUCAUUGGAGAUAUUCUAUUAAGGUGUCAGAGGCUCUAUCACGAGCUCUACGGUAUUCAUUUAGAGCUCAACAGAAUGCGAUUGAGAGACUUAAUAAUGACCUCGAGGACAGUGCUAUACCCGAACAGGCGGCUUGACACACGUAAUACUUGGAACAAUGCGAUUUACUUGCAAAUCCUAACAGAUGAGAAAGUGAUUGGAAUGAAGGGAGAACCCCUGCUAGUCAGAAGAUUCCGUCCAUCAACAGUUGAAGUAGGCCCCAUACACGAAGUGAUGGUGCCGACUGAUAUGGCUAAUCACAUAUAUGCCAUAAGAUAUGCUAUCAGUAAAUACACCGGUAUACCAGUGGAACGAAUAGAGAUCACCGAGCCUGCAACAGCAACUUGGGAAACAGCGAAAUGGCCAUUCCUCAAACCACGAUUGGAACUAUUGGACGGAGCCGGAGUGUUUGUGACGGAACAGACGAGUAAGACAAACGUCGAUUCGCUGGAGAAAAUCGGCAUCAGAGUGAUUUACUAUAGAGACACAGCAGAGCCGAGGAAAGAAAUAACCGAAGAGGAAAGGAAGCAGAUAACGAUUAAGGAUAAUACGUCGUCAACUAACGCAACUAUCUGUAGGAGGAAAGAGCGCCCGCUGCGUAUCCAAUUGAGUAGUGUCAGCGAAGCUUAA
Messenger RNA from Auanema sp. JU1783, 3618 nucleotides. Lineage: Eukaryota; Metazoa; Nematoda; Chromadorea; Rhabditida; Rhabditidae. The record is from the annotation of a GenBank genome assembly.